Messenger RNA from Penicillium paradoxum, 480 nucleotides. RefSeq lists its product as uncharacterized. Gene Ontology annotation, biological process: regulation of DNA-templated transcription. NCBI's taxonomy places the organism in Eukaryota, Fungi, Ascomycota, Eurotiomycetes, Eurotiales, Aspergillaceae. The record is from RefSeq and is a predicted model, not a curated record. Bases 1 to 480 code for a protein of 159 amino acids. The transcript has a single exon.
AUGUCUGGCCUGGAGAUCAUUGGUGUUGCGGCCAGCAUCAUUCAGGUCGCAGACUUGGGGACCAAAUUAUCCGUCAAGCUAUUCACCUUCUACCGGCAAGUGCAAAAUGCCAGCGAAACUAUACAGCUCUUGUCAAAUGAGGUUGCACUUGUUAGUGCUAUUCUGCGUGAGCUAGGCGACAGCUUGAAGGAAGAAGAGUCAUCGAAGCUCUGUUCAGAUGAGGCCUUCCAAACACUGGAGCGUGUACUAGACCAGUGCCGCGAUGUCUUGAGGCAAAUUGAAAGAGUUGUCAGUGCGACUGAUCAAUCUGGUAAAAGCCGCUUGCAACAGGUCACCGGAAAAGUUCGAUUGGUUCUGCUGGAACCGAGCUUGAAUCCCCUGAAAUCUAACCUGGAACGACUGAAGGCAACAAUGCUGCUUCUACUCAAUGUUAUCAUGUUUGCUGGGAAUGUUCGCAGGCAAGUCUACGUUUCUACAUAG